AUGGAGGAGAUCACACCUGACCCUGUAUAUGUGGACGUGGACCAGGGCUUGACACUGGCAUGUAUCGUCUUCCUGUGCCUCCUGCUGGUGGCCAUGAUAAUCCGCUGUGCGAGGGUCAUAAUGGACCCCUACAGCGCCAUCCCUACCUCCACCUGGGAAGAGCAGCACCUGGAUGACUAG
Molecule: messenger RNA, 180 nt
Organism: Paramormyrops kingsleyae
Lineage: Eukaryota; Metazoa; Chordata; Actinopteri; Osteoglossiformes; Mormyridae
Product: cortexin domain-containing 1 protein-like
Source: RefSeq, a predicted model, not a curated record